GGAGACAGCACCUGUUCCAAGAUGGCGGCCAAGCGUGCGCUGGUGAUUCUGGCCAAAGGGGCUGAGGAAAUGGAGACUGUGAUUCCCACGGACCUAAUGCGUCGGGCUGGGAUAACAGUAACAGUGGCAGGGCUGACAUGUAAAGAGCCUAUAACAUGCAGUCGUGAUGUAGUCAUUUGUCCUGACUCCAGCUUGCAAGAUGCAGCUAAACAGGGUCCUUAUGAUGUGAUUGUAUUACCUGGAGGAAACCUCGGAGCCCAGAACUUAUCUGAGUCUCCAGCUGUAAAGGAAGUGCUGAAGGACCAGGAUUGCCGGAAUGGUUUGAUAGCUGCUAUCUGUGCAGGCCCCACAGCUCUAUUGGCUCAUGAAAUAGGCUUUGGGAAGAAAGUCACAAGCCAUCCUCUUGCUAAGGACAAAGUGAUGAAUGGAGAUCAUUAUAUUUAUUCUGAAGCUCGUGUGGAGAUAGAUGGGAACGUUCUUACCAGCAGGGGACCUGGCACCAGUUUCGAAUUUGGCCUUGCAAUUAUAGAAAAACUUCUUGGAAAAGAGAUGGCUGACAAAGUUAAAGCUCCUUUGGUCCUGUGAAACUGCCACCUUUUGGAGAAUUGUGGAUGGAGUGGUGGGAAAGAAAGAAAUAAGUUGAAUUAAUUGAAGACUUGCUGCUUAGAGAACAAUUUUUCAUAAGUAGAGCCAAUAUGACAGGUGGAAUUUUGACUUUAAUCAUCUUUUUAAGCAUUUUCGAAGUAAAUGCUACUGAAUUGGACUAACUUGCAAGAUUUAAAUCCUGAUGAUACUUAAUUACUGAUAGGAAUUGACUUCCAAAUUUCUGCUCCUUAGAAAUUUAAAGUUUUAAUCUUUCCCUUUGUUCUACUGUGAAUUAAAUAACUUGAGGUAUGAAUUUAGCUUGAAUUCCUGUAAUUUGUAAUUUAAAUUGGAAAAGAAGAUCCUUCUGUAUUCAAUAUCAAUAACUUGCAUUUUUUUUCUGUAUCCCACACCUCCAAUUAUAUCAUCUUUUUGAACACUUUUAUUGUCAUGUAACAUCUAUAUUUUAUGGAACAGGAAAACACCUUUAUAACUAGCAUACUUGUCACACUGCUGCAGCAGUAUUCUCAAAAGGAAUAUGUUCCUUGGCUAGCUUCCUGCCUUACACUUGGUAGAGCUUUUCUUUAAAAGGAGAAGAUGCCCUUUUGUAAUUUUUCCACUUUCUCAGCUGCCAGCUUCAUGUAGGUCAGCAAUCGCUCUUUCUAACAUUAUAUCUUUGUGCUAAGGGCCUCAGAGUAAGUUCCUGAUGACUAAGAUGUGUUUUAUAAAUAACACCCUGGGAAUUGAUCUGAAUUUGGCAUUUAGCCACAGUACUGUAACUUUGUAACAAAUACUAAUUAAGCAGGUGGUUAGGCUAUGGGUUAAAAGGCUUAUUAAAGCAAAACGUCAUGAAUGUUUUCCAUGUAAUUUCUGUAAAUGCUUGAUUAGAUAAGGAUGUGAGAUUCUAGUUAAAAUUCCACAAGCCACUGCUUGUGAAACCCAUCUGUCCAGCUCUAUAAUAUAGCCUUUGAGUAGACGUUUCAACAAAAUUGAGUUUUAUGUAUCCUCAAAAUACCAAAAAUCUGUUGUCUGAUAUCAGUAGUGGCUUUUCUUGACUGCAGCAACAAAUAAAAUCAGUGUCUGGA
Hemiscyllium ocellatum (epaulette shark) is the source of this 1667-nucleotide messenger RNA. RefSeq names its product parkinson protein 7 (gene park7). Gene Ontology annotation, molecular function: protein deglycase activity. The record is from RefSeq and is a predicted model, not a curated record. The transcript has 6 exons. Gene Ontology annotation, biological process: guanine deglycation, glyoxal removal; protein deglycation, glyoxal removal. The coding region runs from base 22 to 585 and encodes 187 amino acids. NCBI's taxonomy places the organism in Eukaryota, Metazoa, Chordata, Chondrichthyes, Orectolobiformes, Hemiscylliidae. Gene Ontology annotation, cellular component: nucleus; cytosol.